Exserohilum turcica Et28A is the source of this 666-nucleotide messenger RNA. RefSeq lists its product as uncharacterized. The transcript is spliced from 2 exons. Gene Ontology annotation, molecular function: 3-hydroxyanthranilate 3,4-dioxygenase activity; iron ion binding. The record is from RefSeq and is a predicted model, not a curated record. Gene Ontology annotation, cellular component: cytoplasm. Lineage: Eukaryota; Fungi; Ascomycota; Dothideomycetes; Pleosporales; Pleosporaceae. Gene Ontology annotation, biological process: 'de novo' NAD+ biosynthetic process from L-tryptophan; quinolinate metabolic process. The coding region runs from base 1 to 666 and encodes 221 amino acids.
AUGGCGACCUCUACAUUGCGCUUGUUCAGGAGAAUGGAGAAAGUGAUUCCGGCCCCUUCCGCGCUACGGACUGCGAGUGCUGCGGCGAACGUGCCGCGCCACUCCUUUGCCAAUUCGGCGCCGAGACUGCAACUGGGACCGCCGCUGAACAUUCCAAAAUGGGUCUCGGAAAACUCGCAUAUGCUCAAGCCCCCAAUCAACAACUACUGCGUGUACAACGACUCGGUCACCGUCAUGAUAGUCGGCGGCCCCAACGCGCGCACCGACUACCAUAUCAAUGAGACAGGAGAGUGGUUCUACCAGCACAAGGGCUCCAUGCUGCUCAAGAUUGUCGACGAGGCCGCCCCUGCAGACGAGCAGUUCAAAGACAUCCACAUCCACGAGGGCGACAUGUUCCUGCUACCUCCAAACGUACCACACAACCCUGUGCGCUUCAAGGACACGGUCGGCGUAGUGCUCGAGCAGAAGCGGCCAGAAGGCAGCCUGGACCGCUUGCGCUGGUAUUGCCAGAAUUGUCGCCACCAAGUGCAUGAGGAGGCGUUCCACUGCACCGAUUUGGGCACCCAGCUCAAGGACGCCAUCAGUGUCUUCAAGGCCGAUACUGAAAAACGGACAUGCAAGAAUUGCGGCACGCUGUGCGACAUCGUGCCACAGCCAAAGGCGUGA